AUGUAUUCUAUUGGAGAUAUGUUUUCUCCACUUGAUACAGUCCGCUUUGAAGAUGGGUCUAGUCAACAUGUACCCUCAGUAUAUAGCCAAACUUUUCCAAGGACAAGUUUCUCAAUGCUCAAAAGCUCUAGUUCGUUUUCAGAAGUUUUUGGCAACACCGAAUCGGUCGUGUCAACAUCAUACUCCAACUCUAUGUCCGAAAUUAAGAAAGAAAUUGUGGUCAAAGAUGCAGAGUUGUUGAGAAGAGGCUGGCGGUUCUAUGGCACAUUCGCCUGUUUGGCAUUACUCAAUCUGAUCUGUGCUAUCGAUGCCACUAUUCUCGCCGUUGCCUUACCUACAGUUGCCACAGAUCUCAAAGGAACCACCGCCAUCCAAGCUUUCUGGUGCGGGACAGCGUUUCUGUUAACCUCAACCGUCUUCCAACCCUCUUGGGCCCAAUUCUCAAAUAGCAUAGGAAGAAAGUCAGUCCUGCUGACUGCAUUACUUCUAUUUACUAUUGGGACAAUCAUCGCUUCAGUUGCCAAGAGUAUUUCCGCCUUGCUUGUUGGCAGAUGCGUGCAAGGAGUCGGAGGAGGCGGGCUCGUUGGGUUGACAUAUGUUAUCGUAUCUGACAUGGUCACUCUCCGAGAGAGAGGCAAAUGGUUCUCGGUGAUAUCUUUGCAAUGGGCUAUUGGGAGUGUGCUCGGUCCUGUCAUUGGCGGUAGUUUUGCCGAGCACACAACUUGGAGAUGGAUAUUUUGGUUGAAUAUCCCAUUCUGUGUCUUUGCAGCCAUCGGUAUCCCUAUCUGCCUUCGACUCACUCCGAGAGAGGGGUCCGUUUGGGAGAGGUUGAAGCAUUUCGACUGGCUUGGCUCUUUCAUCUUCGUUGCUGCCACAACAAGCUUCCUUAUUCCACUCACUUGGGGCGGUGUCAUGUACGAAUGGCUGAGCUGGAGGACCCUUGUACCUCUCAUUCUCGGCAUCUUUGGCUUGAUCGGUUUCGUAGUCUAUUCCGUCUACUUGUCAACAGAACCCCUUAUUCGCCGAAGUCUGUUCAACACCUCAACUUCGAUCGUUGCAUAUUCCGGAACCCUUAUUCACGGUAUAGUAGUUUGGAGUUUGCUGUACUAUAUGCCACUUUAUUUUGAAGUGGCUAAGAACUACUCUCCGGUAACUUCUGGCGUCGCCAUCUUCCCUUUUACAUUCACUAUCGCUCCAGCUGCAGUCAUGGUGGGUAUCAUAAUAACCAAGAGCGGACGAUAUAGGCCAUCAAUUUGGAUAGGCUGGUUCCUCACAACUUUCGGCAUGGGGUUACUGAUCUACCUCCAACCAUCCACGAAUAUGCCGUCAUGGAUCUUCCUUUCCUUGGUCGGUGGUUUUGGUACAGGAAUGCUAUUCUCCGCACAAGGCUUCGCAGCCCAAGCAUCAUCCUCCAAUGCUGACCUACCAUUUGCCGGUGCAAUGUAUUCGUUCUUCCGAGCAUUCGGCCAGACCUUAGGAGUCGCCAUCUCUGGUGUGAUUUUCCAAAACACAUUUAAGCAAAAUAUCAAAGCGACUGUGUAUGCCAGUUUUGCUGAAGAAUGGUCUCGGGAAGCGAGCAGUUUCGUGCAAGUCGUGAAGGCAUGGCCUCAUGAAGGGGAGAAGGGCAUCAUGCGAGAAGUGGUGAUUAAGGCAUAUGUUGAUAGCUUGAGAAUGAUAUGGGUGGUAAUAUGUGUGCUGGCUGGAACUGCAUUUCUAUGUUCUCUGAUUUGGGUCAAGGAGAUCAGCUUGGAGAGAGACUUGGAGACUGAUCAGGCCUUCAUUCAUCAUCGGAAGACUGCCUCGACUGACGAGGAGAGCAACUCUAAGUCGUGA
Messenger RNA from Lachnellula hyalina, 1833 nucleotides. RefSeq names its product Efflux pump. NCBI's taxonomy places the organism in Eukaryota, Fungi, Ascomycota, Leotiomycetes, Helotiales, Lachnaceae. Gene Ontology annotation, molecular function: transmembrane transporter activity. Gene Ontology annotation, biological process: transmembrane transport. The transcript is spliced from 4 exons. The record is from RefSeq and is a predicted model, not a curated record. The coding region runs from base 1 to 1833 and encodes 610 amino acids.